Molecule: messenger RNA, 2216 nt
Organism: Coregonus clupeaformis (lake whitefish)
Lineage: Eukaryota; Metazoa; Chordata; Actinopteri; Salmoniformes; Salmonidae
Product: probable G-protein coupled receptor 173
Exons: 3
Coding region: 1029-2192 (387 amino acids)
Biological process (GO): G protein-coupled receptor signaling pathway
Cellular component (GO): plasma membrane
Molecular function (GO): G protein-coupled receptor activity
Source: RefSeq, a predicted model, not a curated record
AUAGACGAAAGCCGCUGUUUCCAAUUCACCAUCGCUAACAGCCAUUUCAUUUUGGUCAUUAUUUAUACAAUGACUGAGGCUGGAUUCCGAACGACUUGACAUGUCUGUGAAAGACCUGGGAUUUGGGAUUUAUCACCGCAAACAAGGAAUCUUUUUUUUCAAUUCCAUCAAAGACCAAACCAGACGGGUGCAUUUUUAAAUAUAUAGGGCGCCUAUAUGCACAGCGCACAUAUUUUCAAAUAGGAUAACUGCACUCUGAACGGAGUCCGCAUAUAGGCCUACAGUUGGAUAUGGAAGAGGAUGGGUUAUCACUGAAAAUAUAAAGUCACUGGAGACUAGAAUGGUGGAAAAAAGGCGUCUCUUUUUUUGAUGGAGAAUCCAACAAGCACAGCAAGACCCACAAUAAAAGCGUAUUGUUCUGUAAUAUGACCACCGUUAGUUUCAGAAUUGAGAUGCGUUUACCAGUGAUAGGAUCCAGUUGAUGACAUUCACCGAGAAAUAAGUAUUUGAAAACAGCAAAAAUUGUCAGAAUUGGAAUUUACCCAUUUGUUCUAUUCUGUCAGUGUGAUGGGAAUUUAUUGCUGAACAUUGGGAGAGCUUUAUGGAAAACCCGAAGACAUGACAUGCACACGAAAAAAGAGGAAACGAUCCUUUUUGUUCUUUAAAACCUGUGUUUAUUUAAGAAGUCUGCAACAGGCUUAAUUGACGGGGGGAGCCUUGCAAAAGCAAAAUUAUAUGUGCAUUAAGAUCUGGACGAUUCUACUGAGCUCCCCAUACGGCCUAGAAUAAAAUCCUAAGCCUUUGUCUCGAGGACAAGCAUCAUAAAUAAGCAGCUGAAGCUGUGAGAAGAAGAGGCACUGAGGGGUAGAGCUACAGGAAACGAGGGGCUCAGUGCAAAAUGUGAGAUCAAAAGGAGAGGCAACCACGAGGACGAACGAAAGGGCAGCUGGAGGAGGAGGCGGAGGAGGAGAGGGAGAAGGAGGAGUGGAUUUCAGAAGAAAAGAGGGCGUGACCCGGGAGACAAAGGGAUGGCCAAUGGCAACGAAAGCAGCGAGGGGCUCGGCGGUCCCCUGGCGGCGGUGGUGGCCACGACGGGAGGGAUGGCAGUCGGGGGCCCGUCGUCAGCCGUGUCUACCUACAUCAAACUGGUCCUACUGGGGCUGAUCAUCUGCAUCAGCCUGGUGGGUAACCUGGUGGUGUCACUGUUGGUCCUCAGGGACCGGGCCCUGCACAAGGCCCCCUACUACUUCCUGCUGGACCUGUGCCUGGCCGACACCAUCCGCUCGGCCGUCUGCUUCCCCUUCGUGCUGGUGUCCAUCAAGAACGGCUCGACCUGGACCUACAGCGUGCUCAGCUGCAAGGUGGUGGCCUUCAUGGCCGUGCUCUUCUGCUUCCAUGCCGCCUUCAUGCUCUUUUGCAUCAGCGUGACGCGCUACAUGGCCAUCGCCCACCACCGCUUCUACUCCAAGCGUAUGACCUUCUGGACGUGCGUGGCGGUGGUGUGCAUGGUGUGGACACUGUCGGUGGCCAUGGCCUUCCCACCCGUCUUUGAUGUGGGCACCUACAAGUUCAUCCGCGAGGAGGACCAGUGCAUCUUCGAGCACCGCUACUUCAAGGCAAACGACACACUGGGCUUUAUGCUGAUGCUGGCUGUGCUGAUCCUGGCCACGCACGUGGUCUACAUGAAACUGCUGCUCUUUGAGUACAAGCACCGCAAGAUGAAGCCCGUCCAGAUGGUGCCAGCCAUUAGCCAAAACUGGACCUUCCACGGGCCUGGCGCCACCGGCCAGGCGGCAGCCAACUGGAUCGCAGGCUUUGGUCGGGGCCCCAUGCCGCCCACCCUGCUGGGCAUCCGGCAGAACUUGCACAACCAGAACCGGCGCCUGCUGGGCAUGGAGGAGUUCAAGGCGGAGAAGCAGCUCGGCAGGAUGUUCUACGUGAUCACCCUGUUGUUCCUGGUGCUGUGGUCGCCCUACAUAGUGGCCUGCUACUGGCGGGUGUUUGUGAAGGCCUGCACCAUACCGCACCGGUACCUCUCCACCACUGUAUGGAUGAGCUUCGCCCAGGCAGGGGUAAACCCCAUUGUCUGCUUCUUCCUCAACAAGGACCUGAAGAAGGGGCUCCUGUCCCACCUGCCAGCCAGCUGUAGGACUAAACCUCAUCUGCCCCGAGAGCCUUACCGCGUCAUGUGAUGGGGGACGGUGGGCGGUCGUUAC